Dentiscutata erythropus is the source of this 1068-nucleotide messenger RNA. NCBI's taxonomy places the organism in Eukaryota, Fungi, Glomeromycota, Glomeromycetes, Diversisporales, Gigasporaceae. The record is from the annotation of a GenBank genome assembly.
AUGAUUUUCGGAAUAAACUGUUUCACUCCAGAGGGUAGAAGUGGCCAUGUAGCAGUAAUAGUUAACAAUCAGAUUUAUUUUAUGGGUGGCUCUCGUCUAAUUCCAGACGGAAAUCCAAUAAAGAGUUCAAUAAGAAAAUAUAAUUUAUCAAAUGAAGUUUUUUCUUUGGAUCUUACAUCACAAUUUUCUACAAUUAAUCCAUCAUAUGUUAAACUUCCUGAUUCACAAAUGGCAUAUGGAAGCGAAAAAGGAACUGCAGUGGUUGGUGGUCCUAGCAAGGAAGAUGUAUAUUUGGUUGGAAGCACAUUACAAAACCUUACACUCCUUAAUCAAAUUGAUAAUAAUGCAACAAUAACUUCGAAUCAAACAUUAAUGAUAAACGAAUUAAUUAAUACUUGGAAUGUAACAAAUCAACCUAUUUUUGUUUACCGGCCUUCUGUGCAAUCUUGGUUUAGUCCUGAUUCACAAGGAGGACCAAUGAUUAGACGUAGAUCAACUUCAACAGUAAUAGACCAGAAUGGAAGAAUAAUAUAUAUGUUUGGAGGAAGAGCCCAGAUAGAAACUGGGUCACUUACACUUAUUUGUUUUAAUGAUUUAUAUACAUAUGACACUACCGUGUCAAAAUGGAGUCAAAUUAAUGCAGCCAACGCUCCUUCUCCUCGGAGUAAUAGCCCUGCAAUAUUACUUCAAAAUGGUAAAAUUCUUUAUAUUGGAGGUGUUUAUCAAAUUUCUCCUGGAGAAGCUACAUUGCCAAUUGACAUGAAUAAUAUAGCAAAGUCGUCAAUUCCUAUUCAAGCUCGAGCAGGUCAUACAGCAACCUUAACACCAGAUAAUAAAACAAUUAUUAUAAUAGGCGGAACCUCAAGCAACAUUACUAAUAAUGAAACCAGCUCAAAUGAAACUAAUCCGUAUAUCUAUUUAUUGGAUCUGCCAUGUAAAUCCUGGGUCACCAUUUUUAAACCUGGCGAAUCGAGUUGUCCAAAACCAUCGGUUAAUGUUAAUAAUGUGUUUGAUAAUCCAAUUUACAAAGGAUUAAUUAUUAGUGGCAUUGUUCUUAUUGUUUUCUGA